Molecule: messenger RNA, 2065 nt
Organism: Gloeophyllum trabeum ATCC 11539
Lineage: Eukaryota; Fungi; Basidiomycota; Agaricomycetes; Gloeophyllales; Gloeophyllaceae
Product: alpha/beta-hydrolase
Exons: 6
Coding region: 1-1986 (661 amino acids)
Biological process (GO): proteolysis
Molecular function (GO): serine-type peptidase activity
Source: RefSeq, a predicted model, not a curated record
AUGACGAAGAUGUUGGCACCAUACGGCACUUGGUGUUCGCCAGUCACUGCCGACGUAAUCACCCAGAAAUGCACUACCGUGGUAGACGUUAUCGUCGAUCCUAUCAGUUCUACGGUCUAUAACCUCGAAGCCAGGCCUUCGGAAGGCGGAAGAUGCGUAGUCCUCAAAACUGAGUCAGGUGAAGAUGUCUUCGGGGAAGGAUGGAACGCACGGAGCUCUGUUCAAGGAUACGGUGGAGCUGCCGUGGUCGCAUACUCCGACACUAUUUACUUCUCACAUCUCACCGAUGCUCGUGUUUAUCGAGUCAGCGCUGGAACGAAACCAGAACCAAUUACUCCAGAGAACGCAAACCAUUGUUUUACCGACUUCACCGUCCAUCCUAGUGGCAUAUUUCUCGUAGCGAUCCUUGAAGACCAUACGAAUCCCUCCCCUCCGGACAUUAUUACAACUCUAUGUGUGAUUAACACUCAGACAAAAGUUGUCUCGACCAUUGCGUCAGGCGCUGACUUCUACGCCGCCCCUCGUUUCUCACCAGAUGGCCAGUACAUCGCCUGGCAACAGUGGUACCAUCCUGAUAUGCCUUGGGAAGGGUCCGAGAUUCACGUCGCAAAGGUGGCGUACGAGCCUGAGAAGGGGUCUCAUCCGACUCUGACUGUAACGAACGCGAGAUGCAUUGCGGGCAGACCAGGAACCGUCGGUGUCAUGUAUCCCUUCUGGGCCUCAAAAGAGCACCUCAUCUUUACUUGCGACGAGUCGGGCUACCAAAAUCCGUGGUCUUAUAGCGUAAGCUCUGAUGCAGCAAAACCUAUCUUCCCUGUGCCCGUUCAGGAGGACUUCAGCGAGCCUUCGUCUACCUUGGGUCAUUCCACCGGGACAGCCUUAGACGAUCAGACUUUGCUGUACAGCGCAAUCCGAGACGGUCGUAGCAUGCUGUACAGGAUCGACAUAGGUACAGGAUCAAAGGAGGGGCUGCAAUGCCCAUUCGUACAUGUAUCAUGGGUCCGGCGCGUGUCUGCAGGCACGGCCGCCUUCGUAGGCGCGAAGACUACCGAGCCAGCUCGCGUCGUGCGCUGCACUGUCGCUCCCACGGGACCAAGCGCGACAUUCACGGAUCUAAGCUCGACGACAUCCGGCCCCAGUGCUCAGUUUCCGCGCUCCCUGGUCUCCGAGCCCCGACCCAUGACGCUUCAGUUGCCCCCUAACAACGAACCACUGCACAUAGUUUUCUAUCCUCCGAAUAAUCCGAACUACGACGGUUCAUCCACCGAGGGCGAGAGACCUCCGUGCGUGGUGAACGUACAUGGUGGUCCGACCAGCAGAUCGGUGCCAGCGUUGGAUUGGAUGAAGCAAUAUUUCACGAGUAGAGGCUGGGGAUGGGUGGACGUUAACUUUCGCGGCUCGUCUGGGUACGGCCGCAAAUAUAUCGAAAAGCUUGAAGGCAAGUGGGGAGUCGUAGAUGUCCAGGACUGCGUCCGAGCAGCCGAGCAUCUUGCCUCGACUCUCCAGCUAAUUGACCCGAAGCGCACAGUCAUCCGCGGAGGCUCCGGCGGGGGCUACACUACCUUGGCAGCUCUUUGCGGGGCCCCGGAUGCAUUCGCCGCCGGGACCUCCUUGUUUGGGAUCUCGGACUUGAGCAAGUUGGCUGAAGACACGCAUAAGUUUGAAUUGCGGCGCAUAGAGAAGUUGAUAGGCGGCCGACCUGCGGACAUUCCGGACGUAUACCGAGAGAGAUCACCGGUAUUCCAUGCUGAUAUGAUCAAGGCGCCUUUGCUGAUCCUUCAGGGCUCUGAGGACAAGGCCGUCCCUCCGUCACAAGCCGAAAGCAUGGUGGAAACCAUCAGAAAGCGAGGGGGAAGGGUCGAAUACAUCCUUUUCGACGGCGAAGGUCACGGAUUCAGGAAAGCCGAGAAUCAGAAGAAAGCCUUGGAGAAAGAGCUCGGGUUCUACUGCGAUGUACUCGGCAUCAAAGUGGCUGAGGCAGCAUAGCGGGUGACUCAGCCCAACUUAGCAGUACGCCUUGCCGUUGUCUGCAAUCCCGCUGCUCGAGGUGUAGUCGUUGAACCUU